Messenger RNA from Papilio polytes (common Mormon), 1221 nucleotides. Its product is annotated as dual specificity protein phosphatase 23-like. Gene Ontology annotation, biological process: cilium assembly; protein dephosphorylation. The transcript is spliced from 4 exons. Gene Ontology annotation, molecular function: protein tyrosine/serine/threonine phosphatase activity. The record is from RefSeq and is a predicted model, not a curated record. Bases 370 to 1179 code for a protein of 269 amino acids. Lineage: Eukaryota; Metazoa; Arthropoda; Insecta; Lepidoptera; Papilionidae.
AAGUGAAAUAAUAAUCACCAAUUACAUAGCAUUCAGCACAAUGUACUUGACACUACACAUGUGAAAGCAUGUGACACAAAUCUGUCGAUGCCAAUUGCCUUUGCCAAUACUCCUGGCUCUUGGCAGACUUCCCAACCAGCGUAUGACGUCAGCAGCGAGACGGCGGGCAAGGUGGCAGCGAAAAUAACGCCAUUAAUUUUGCGCCCGUGUUUUUAGUAUGUCUAUGGUUUUCUGUUUAUUUUCACAUCGUAUUAGAAGUUUUUUAUGUGCUUCGAGUUAAUUUAUUACUCUGUAGUUGUGGAUUAACGAUUUUUGAGUUUUCAGAUUAGAUUCUAAUAAUUUUCUUUAUUUCAUUUAACAAAAGUUACUAUGAGCACUGUACCAAAAAGGACGAAUGUAAAACUUGCUAAACUAUUUUACAAAUAUGCGGAUAAAACUCCCAAAGAUGAGACAAACGAAAUAAAAGAACAGCAGCCUGAAGAACAAAAGAAAGAAUGUGAAUCAUAUCCACCUUACAAUUUUUCAUGGUUUGUGAAGGGAAAAAUUGCGGCGAUGGGGUGGCCGCAAACCAUAGAGAAUUUGAAUUACCUAGUUGACUCUGGCAUCAAUCAUUUGAUUACUCUGUCACCAGAAAAAUUGCCGCCAAUUUACAAUUUUGACGGAAAAUUAAAAUGGACAGAAAUCGGUAUAAAAGAGUUUGGGGCACCUACUUUAAAGCAAAUUAUAAAAUUUAUUGAAAUUUGUGAAAGAGCGGAAAUUAAGGGAGAGGUUAUUGGCGUUCAUUGCCGGCAUGGCCGGGGGCGCACGGGCACUAUGCUCGCUUGCUAUCUCGUACACUUCAAAAACAUGGCUCCAGAGCGCGCGGUACUUACUGUACGAGUACAAAGACCUGGAUCAUGUGAAACUUACGAGCAAGAGAAAAUCGUCUGCCACUACCAUGAUUGCGUUCGAGGUACAAUAACUAAACCAGACUACAGACUAGUAGAUGACAAGGUCUACUUCGAUUGUUCUAUGAAAUAUACAUAUCCUGAUGAGGAUGUCAACAAAGAUGACAUAGAAGCCGACGUAGAUGUCCCUGAAUUGACAUUUGAAAAGUUGGAUGUAGCAGACAUCAUAGAAAGGCACUCAAAGGAGAACAAAUCAAAAGCUAUGGUUAUUAACCAUAAAAUUUAUUUUUAAACAAUAUAAUUUAUAAAAGAAAUAAAAGAGUUAUUCUAAUAA